AUGGAGCGGCCGAGGCACCAGGGGAUGGCGAAGAACACGUAUAUGCGCUGGCGGCUCCCGCUCGUAUGCCUCCUCUGGGAGGUGGCCAUGAUCGUCCUCUUCGGGGUCUUCGUGCGCUUCAGCCCCGAAGCCGAUGCGCACUGGGAGGAAGAGAAGCGAAAGAUGAACGUGACCAGCGACAUAGAGAACGAUUUCUACUUCCGAUACCCGUCUUUCCAGGACGUCCAUGUGAUGAUCUUUGUGGGCUUUGGCUUCCUCAUGAUGUUCCUCAAGCGUUAUGGAUUCGGAGCCGUGGGUUUCAAUUUCCUCCUUGCUGCCUUUGGGAUCCAGUGGGCUAUCCUGAUGCAAGGCUGGUUCCACUCUUUCGAGAACGGGAAGAUCCUCAUUGGAGUGGAGAACCUGAUCAAUGCUGAUUUCUGCGUGGGCUCUGUGUGCAUUGCCUUUGGGGCCAUCCUGGGCAAAACCAGCCCCAUACAGCUCCUCAUCAUGACUUUGUUUCAAGUCACGCUCUUCGCAGUGAAUGAGUACAUCCUCCUCAACCUGCUUCAUGUUAAGGAUGCGGGUGGCUCCAUGACCAUUCACACCUUCGGAGCUUACUUUGGCCUCACAGUGACAUGCAUCCUGUACAGACCCAACCUGGAGCAGAGUAAGGACAAGCAGGGCUCCGUGUACCACUCCGACCUCUUCGCUAUGCUCGGUACCCUGUAUCUAUGGAUGUACUGGCCCAGUUUCAACUCGGCAAUUUCUGAGCAUGGGGAUGCCCAGCAUCGGGCUGCCAUUAACACGUACUGCUCGCUGGCCGCUUGUGUCCUCACCACAGUGGCCUUCUCCAGCAUGCUGCAGAAGAAAGGCAAGCUUGACAUGGUCCACAUCCAGAACGCAACGCUGGCGGGCGGCGUGGCUGUGGGCACCAGUGCGGAGAUGAUGCUGACUCCAUACGGCGCCCUCAUUGUUGGGUUCAUCUGUGGCAUCGUGUCCACAGUGGGGUACGUCUACCUCACGCCUUUUUUGGAGUCUAGGUUGCACAUCCAGGACACAUGCGGCAUCCACAACCUCCACGCCAUGCCAGGCCUUAUUGGGGGCAUUGUGGGGGCCAUUACUGCAGCUGCAGCCACGGAGGAUGUAUAUGGAACGGAAGGGCUCACCAAGGCGUUUGGCUUCACUGGCGAGUACCGCAUGCGGACACCCAGUGUCCAAGGAGGGUUCCAGGCGGCCGGCAUUUUCGUGUCUCUGCUGAUGGCUUUUGCCGGGGGAGCCCUUGUGGGGGCCAUCCUGAAGCUGCCCGUCUGGGGCGACCCCGCCGACGAGAACUGCUUUGAGGACGACAUUUACUGGGAGGUGCCGGAGGACGAGGAGAGCGACGUGUACCACAUGCACAACCCCGACAAGCCCGCCUCGCCCUGAGCCGCCCCCGGCCCUCCGCCGUCCCCCGCCAAGGGCGCUGCCCCCGCAGCGGGGCGGCGGGGCUGCCCGCCAUCUUCCUGCCUGCGGGGCUGCCCCCGCCAGCCUC
Messenger RNA from Gymnogyps californianus (California condor), 1510 nucleotides. It is a transcript of the gene RHCG, whose product is annotated as Rh family C glycoprotein. The transcript has 10 exons. The record is from RefSeq and is a predicted model, not a curated record. Gene Ontology annotation, cellular component: apical plasma membrane; basolateral plasma membrane; plasma membrane. Lineage: Eukaryota; Metazoa; Chordata; Aves; Accipitriformes; Cathartidae. Bases 1 to 1404 code for a protein of 467 amino acids. Gene Ontology annotation, biological process: ammonium homeostasis; ammonium transmembrane transport. Gene Ontology annotation, molecular function: ammonium channel activity.